GUUUUUAUUGGAGAACAUUUUUGGUACUAAAUUAAACGCUGAAAGCAUUGCCUUUUUUUAUGCUAAAAAGUAAGGUUCUUUCCUGCCGGCCUAUCUCUCUGCAAUAAGAAGAACAAGAGAAAUUUGAAAACUGCAGGAAUCAUUCUCUGUUUUUCUAUUAUAAGAAUUUGGUAGCCGAUCGAUUUCUUUCGAUAUUAUCUCACUUCUGGGCCAGAAACCAAUUUUUCAAUUCAUGCGAUUCUUCCUCUCCUCUUUCUUGUGGUUUUCAGAUGGAACAUGAUGGAGUUCCUAUUCUGCAAUUACAGCACCGGAAGAAUAUUGAGAUGGCCAUAGCUAAUGAAGAAAAUGCUGUCCUUCCUGUCACAGCACAGUUGACUUGCAAUUCUAUUUGUGCCUUCUCCAAACAUGAAAAUGAUACUUUUGAAUUGGAAGAAAGAUCAAAGUCCACAAUGAAACUUUCUGGACUUAUAAUUUUCUAUUUAAUAGUCAUGGCAGUUGAGAUCAUUGGUGGCUUAAAAGCCAACAGCCUUGCAGUUAUUACAGAUGCAGCACAUUUGUUAACUGAUGUUGCUGGAUUCUGUAUCUCUCUUUUCACAGUCUGGGCUUCAGGUUGGAAGGCAACUUCGCAACAUUCUUUUGGAUUUAGUCGCCUUGAAGUUUUAGGUGCUCUUCUAUCUGUGCAGCUUAUAUGGGUGAUCUCAGGAAUCUUAGUUUACGAAGCAAUAGACAGAAUUCUUCACAAAAAUUCAGAGGUAAAUGGAGGACUCAUGUUUGCAAUUGCUGCCUUUGGAUUCAUUAUUAACUUGAUAAUGAUAAUAUGGCUAGGUCAUGACCACUCUCAUCAUGCUUUCCAUGAUCAUGACCACGACCACAAUCAUGAUCAUGACCACAACCACGAUGACCACGACCACAAUCAUGACCACAACCACGAUCAUGAUCACGACCACGAUCAUGACCACGAUCACGAUCACGACCAUGAUCACGACCACAUUCACAAUCAUGAGGUUGAUGAGUUAUGUGCAGUAAAUGAAGGGGAGGGGGCUAAGCUGGUACCAAAUUCUCCACCAAAAAGAAAAAUAUUGAACAUAAAUAUCCAAGGGGCUUACCUACACGUCAUGGCUGAUCUAAUUCAAUCUGUUGGAGUGAUGGUUGCCGGAGCAAUUAUAUGGGCAAAACCUGAUUGGUUGGUGGUUGAUCUGAUUAGCACUCUCGUGUUCUCUGCUUUUGUUCUGUUUUCAACCAUACCCAUGCUUAUGAACAUAUUUAGCAUCCUGAUGGAGAAGACUCCUCAUGACAUCAAUGUUGACAGGGUAGAGAGUGGUCUGAAGUGUGUACAAGGAGUACAAGAUAUUCAUGACCUGCAUGUAUGGGCCAUCACAUUAGGAAAGCUAGUAUUGUCUUGCCAUGUAGUAGCUGAGCCUGGAGCCAGCUCUACUGAAUUACUCAACAGGAUUAGGGAUUACUGUGAAAAGACAUAUAAGAUUCAUCAUGUAACCGUACAAAUCGAGUAGUAGCUUACAGAUCUUCAUUUUUCAAUUUCA
This is a messenger RNA of Manihot esculenta (cassava), 1541 nucleotides long. RefSeq names its product metal tolerance protein B. Gene Ontology annotation, biological process: zinc ion transmembrane transport. The transcript has 2 exons. NCBI's taxonomy places the organism in Eukaryota, Viridiplantae, Streptophyta, Magnoliopsida, Malpighiales, Euphorbiaceae. Gene Ontology annotation, cellular component: vacuole; plasma membrane. The coding region runs from base 270 to 1511 and encodes 413 amino acids. Gene Ontology annotation, molecular function: zinc ion transmembrane transporter activity. The record is from RefSeq and is a predicted model, not a curated record.